GGGAGCCUCUCCGGGGGCGCCCGGGCUCCUUCGGCUCUGCCCCGACGUCGUGAUCGCGGCGGUUUGCAGCUCCGGGCCAGGGCCAGGGGCGCCGUUCGGGACGCGGGGUCCUCGGUGGGGUCCCGCCCCGCCCCCGCGGCGCAGGCGUCCGUGUUGCCCGCGGUCUCCAGGGCAGCGCGGGGGCGGGCGGGGGCCUGAGCGGCGGCGGCGCGGGAGGAUGCGGGGCCGCCGAGGAGCGCCGGGCAGGUAAUGCCUUUACAAACUACAACUUUCGAUAUCAGCCAGCUGCUCCUAUCAAGAGUAUCCCCUAUUAAUUUUUUGCAUUUUUCAAGAUGAGUAAAAGUAAACUAAUUCCCAAGCUCUCUAUUCAAUCUCCUGUCCGUCAUACCAACUUAAAUGUUCAGUCCACACACCCACCUUUUAAGAAAGAAGACUUAUGUCAGAUUUCAAAAGACUCCUUGGAAUCGGAUUCAGAAAGCUCCACUCAAGCCAUUAUGUCCCAGCUUGAGUUUGAUGAUCAAAUCCAGGAUAACGAUAUGGAGCCCGACAGCUUAGACGAGGAAAGCCCUCUACGGGAAAGCCUGCAUGAGGCGGAAGAGGAAGCAAGCACAAAAGCAGCUCAGAUGGCUCGGGAGCAAAACCACCAUAGCUGGGACAAGAGCACCAAUAACAGGCAACAACCAAUAGAAGACAAAUAUUCAGGCCUCCGCUAUGAUCCCAACUGGAAGAGUAAAAAGGAGGAAGGGCAGCUGCUACCUGUGGAAGCAUUGCCCGAGUCUACGGAUAGUUCUUUAGAAAAUCUGCCUUUGGUUCCCCUCUACCCUUCCAAGGAGACUUCAAUGGAACUCUCAGGGGAAAAAGGAGAGCAGAAAGAGAGUUCACAGAGUUUAGCUUCUUUACUUGGUAGUGAGUUUUUAAGCCCCGGCUAUGAGCAUAGUGCUCGUCGCAGCAAGCCGUUUUCAGAGCUGAGCGACAGUGACCUGGAAGAGAAGUCGAGCAGCCUUUCUCAGUCCGUGAAGAGCUCAAGUUCACAUAACGAGGUUUUCCUGCUGGGAUCACGUGGCCCUCGGCGAAGGAAGUCCAAACAAUAUUUUGUGGAAAAAAACAAGCUGACUUUGGGAUUAUCCACUCCUAAAAUGGACUCUUAUCUUCAACUUCACAAUAAAAAAAGAGGGGAAUCUCACACAGAACAGAUCUCCUACCCCAUCAAAGCAACAGAAAAGACAUCUAUACAGAAUGCCAAGGAAAUUGAAAAUGCUGCCAUCGAUCCUGAAGACAAAUGGCAUCAAAGAGCACAACAGCUAAAGAAUUACCAGGAACACUGGUCUCAAUAUGAAAGUACCAAAUCAAGCAAUGUACCAAGAGGGCAACCUUCUGAAACGGUGAAUGACCAUCAACCUUCCAGAAGACCAGCCAAGCCCAAGAUUCGAAAACAGCAUAAACACCAGAAUGGCCUGAAGUCUUUCACAAAGGAGGUGGUGAUUGCCAGUCAGGGGAACCAGAAUAACUCUCCCAGGCAGCAACAAAACGUAAAUAAGCCUCUUGAUAUUUCAACAAAGCAUGAAUCGAUUGUGAUUAUGCAUGCCUCUAACAAUGACUUACAAGACUCAAGGGCACUUAGGAGCCAGAAUCUCAAAGAAACCUCUCAUACAUUUACUCCACCAAAACAAGCUUCUGACAAGGUCUUAUAUAAAAACUCUACUGGAUAUGACUCCGGGCUGAAUGUUAAUGAAGAAAGAGAACACAAAGAACAAGAAGAGAAAAGAUUUUCAUAUCAGCAGCUACACGCCAACACCCUUUCUGAUAUGGAUUUGAACAACCUUAAUGAACUUUCUAAGAGACACGUGCUCCUGAGCCAGAAAGGCUCUCAGUUUGUUUAUCACAAAAAUGUUCAUGGAUCAACCGAAAAUAAGAAACAACCCCAACAGCCUUACACAGAGACAAGAUAUAAAAACUUAGAAAUGCUAUGGAAAUUCCAUUCUUCUUCUGACAGACAGCCAGUUAGAGCUUCUCCAGAUUCAUGGCUCACCCAGAUAAUGGAGCAGCAUCAGCAAGCCUUGGUGCAACUGACCGAUUUGCAGCCCAGUGAAGGGGCCUUACCCAGCGUCACACUUCCACCUAUACUGUCAAGGGUAGAAAGUGAAUCCCAACUCAGUUCAGAGAGAAGUCAAAGAAACCAAGCGAUAAUUAGCCGUAGCAAUUCUGAAGGCUAUCUGUUUCAGCUGGAAAAGGGAAAAAAGCAUAGGAAAAGAAGCCACAGUAAGAACACCAAGCUGAAAGGUUAUCAGAAAAGAGACGUGAAGCUUGGAGGCCUCGGACCUGACUUUGAGUCCCUGAAAGACAAAAUGCAAAACUUACUACAGCAAAAGGAAUAUUCGAAACAAGUCAAGGAGUACAACAUGAAGACACUGUCCAUUCUGUCAAAACCACAAAUAGCAAAAACUGAAAAUAAAUCUGCUGUCCCUCGGCAGAAGGCUUUGGAAUAUGCUAAGACCAUCCCCAAACCCAGACCAUCAAAUCCAACUCAUCAAGCAUCAAAGGAACAACAAAAUCCAACCUAUGCUGGGAAAGAAGAAAGUUUACCUGAAAUCUCACUGCUGGAAAUGCUGCAGAGCAGACACGAAAGGGAAAAGCAGGCUGUGGCUGCUUUCAAAGUCCUUCACAUCGUGUAGAAAACAUUUGGUAGGG
Messenger RNA from Saimiri boliviensis boliviensis (Bolivian squirrel monkey), 2688 nucleotides. It is a transcript of the gene JHY, whose product is annotated as junctional cadherin complex regulator. Gene Ontology annotation, biological process: axoneme assembly; brain development. The record is from RefSeq and is a predicted model, not a curated record. NCBI's taxonomy places the organism in Eukaryota, Metazoa, Chordata, Mammalia, Primates, Cebidae.